Molecule: messenger RNA, 3556 nt
Organism: Dicentrarchus labrax (European seabass)
Lineage: Eukaryota; Metazoa; Chordata; Actinopteri; Moronidae
Exons: 16
Coding region: 276-3275 (999 amino acids)
Biological process (GO): centriole elongation; cilium assembly
Cellular component (GO): centrosome; centriole; nucleus
Molecular function (GO): tubulin binding
Source: RefSeq, a predicted model, not a curated record
UAAAGUGCGGGUUUGCCACGUGAUAAAACGUUUACGUUUAGCGUUUCAUUGUUUAACUGUGACGCAAAAAAACAAAACAACAACAAAACAAACCACGUGCUGUGACGCAGUUGACGCUGCCCAGUAACCGUGGCAACAGUCAACUUCCCUCAACGGUAACUCAACAAAGCUGUUUCAGAAAGAACCCAAUAUGAGAAAACCCAGUGAGUUAAAGAAAAGCUGUUCAGAUGAAGACAAGCUCAGUAUAAAGGAAGCUGUGUGAGUAUCACCCAGUGAUGUCUGCUGAAAUACCCGUGGACAGAGCGCACCAGAGGAUGUGCAGAGACUCAAACCAGUCUCCUGCACCUGUCUCUCCUACGUCUGGAGCCGGUGGGGUGGAGCACCGAGGGGACAGACGUCUGGACCCGCUGUUCCCUCAGGGUGAACCGAUGGCAGGCAACAGUCACCCUUACGUCAUUGGGCAAAACCAGCAAGCUGCUGCAAACCUGGAUGCUGAAGCCAUAAAGCCCGUACAACAAGAACCAGAUCUUCCAUAUGAGGUGGUUCAGAGGCAGAUUGAGCAGAUCCACAAAGUUCUGCAGGAGCAGAGCCGACUGUUGACUCUACUGGGAGCAGUCUCUCUCGAAGGGCCGAUGUUUCCUGCCUGUGUGCCUCUACAGUGGAUUGGCUUGCAGUCUGUGCCGACUGUCAUGAACUCUGAGAAGCACCCAAUUCUCCCAGUGUCAUCUCAUCCAUCAGCUCAAAGGAGGCCUGUCUUUACAUGCCAAAACCAGGAUACCUUUAGAUCCGACAAAGAUAUAGCAGAGCAGAGACAUUUACCUACCAUCACAGGGACGGUGCACAGAGACCAGGACCCAGUCAGCCCCUCUGGAAUGAGGAACAUCCUGCCUCCUGACCCUGAAGACAGUUCUGCUGUGAGGGAGGAAGAGGCCCUCAGGAAGUGCGUAGAGGAGCAGCUGAAACAACAGCCACAGAACCUCAGUUGGAUGAAGACGGAGGGACGUUAUUUCUUGCAGGAGCCUGAGGCCAUUUCCAGGGUGGACAGAAAUAAUUCCAAGGCCGCUGACCGGCAGGAGGUCCAGAUGAGGGCUUGUCUGAGCCAGCAACAGCACAGCAGGAAGUUGACCUCUGGCAUCCAGUGGCACUCCUCUGCCCCAUCUUUGGUCUUUAAAGGCGAAGGAACGCAGCUGGAGUCCUUCCAGGGUCUGACCUUCCAGCCCGAGCAUAGCGGACAAUUCAGGACUCUACAGGACUUUUGCUCUGCCUCAUAUAAUCCUCCGGCACCCCAGUACAGCCACAGAAACACCCAAACAGAGCUCCAGGCUCAGUCUGAGUUAUUCUCCCUGGUCUGCAACCAAGAACUUAGAAGAAGAACUUAUUUCAGUACUCCCCAUUAUACCCCUUUCCAAGCAAAAGAGAUUACUGAUAUUCCCACAACGACAGAAAGAGAAGAGAAAGUUUGCCAAGUACAAGAUUGCAGAGAGAAAUCCCAUUUGGAAGAAAACAGUGAUUCUCAACAGACAGCCUCUGAUGGGAAGCCUUUCAGAGAGGAAAGGCUGAAGCACCAAGAGACGGAGAACGAGUGCAAAACUGCAGCAAAAGUUGUUGACGAAGGCGAGGUGAAAGGUCAGUUUGAACUUCCAGUACCUCAUAGAAAAAUGGCUCUGAGCUCAUCUGGUGCCACCUCAGAGGAUCGAUGGGAACAAUCGCUGCUGCAGCGGAAAAACACACAAGUCUGGAUACCCAAACGCCCCAGCGCUGUUUAUGAAUCAGACUUAGUGCAGCAUUUCGACAUCUCCCCCCCCUUGAAGGACAACAGAGAUUCCCCUCGGGCCUGGCGAAACCAGGAAGUUAUUGUUAGUUUUAAGGCGGUGAACGACCACAUAGAGAGAGUCUCAAGCUUCAACAAGGAAACUCUAUCCACAGGCUGUGAUGAAACAAAAACACGGUUGCCUCUCUGCCAGUGCAACGAGUCAAAACCAGGAAGCAGCACUGGCUCAAACUGGGUCGAAGGUCAAAAGCCAGCUACAAAACCCACGGCAUUUUGUCUUUGUCCUCCAAACCACACAAGUCAGGCCUCAACACCUCUGAAGCGCUGUACAUUUCCCAUGCAUUCCACCUCAAGGAGCACUCGUGGAAGCAGCAGCAAGGGUGCAGAUAACCCACCCUCCCAGUGUCACCACUUUCCCAAGCUCCCAUCCCCUUCUCCCUGCCUCGGCCUGCAGGAUUCCCGUAUAAACCUCACAGAGGAUGAUUAUGGCAGUGACGCCUGGGAGGGAUGGAUGUCCCCGGGGAUCCAGAAACAGGACCAGCGUCUUGGUUUUGGACUGGGACCUCAGCAACAAUCCUUGUCCUCCAGUUGCAACAGAGAGGAUCGAAGUCAUGAUGGGGGUCCUGAAAUGUCGAACAUACACUCACUGAAACCAGAAAGAACACAUGAUGAUCCAGAUGACACAAAAAAAGCACAAACCUCACAGGGAUUUCACAGAGUGGAUCAGAAAGAUGAGCUCAAGAGCGGCUGCGAAGGAGAUAACAUCCUCUCUGACCAAAGUCCACACAGACAAGGAUCCAGGGAAGUUCAGGCCCUCAGGCAGCAGAUGGAGGCCCUUCAGCAGCAGUUUAAGCAGAGAGAGAAUGAUUGGUCUGUAGUUCGAUGCCAGUUGGACGAGGUGAUCAGAGAAAACUCUGAGCUGAGGGAGAGACUCACAGUUACGCCACAGUGCCGUCCAGUGGUCCACAGGCGUACUGCACAGACACACACUGAACACCGGAGACAGACACAGAUAGAGCAGCUUUUCUCUAACGGGACAAGGAAACUAAUCUCUGCAGACCAGAAGACAGAAACAUUCCUAAAUGGAGACAUCAAACACAUUUUGGAAGACGGGAAAGUGGUGUAUUACUAUGCUGGUUCAAAGAUAACACACACCACCUACCCGAGUGGUCUGGAGGUCCUUCACUUCCCCAACAAGCAGAUUGAGAAGCGACACCCUGGGGGCAAGAGAGAGAUCUUAUUUCCAGACCAGACCAUCAAAUAUCUGGAGCCUGACGGCAGCGAGAGGACGAUCUUCACCGAUGGCACCACCGUUCACCUCUCACCAUCAGGUGAGAAGAUGGUAAAUUUCCCCAACGGUCAGAGGGAGAUCCACACUUCCCAGUACAAGAGGAGAGAGGAUCCUGAUGGGACAGUGAAGACCAUCUACUCCAACGGACGACAGGAAACCAAGUACGCAUCCGGCAGAGUACGCGUCAAGGAAAAGAACAAAGUUACCAUUUGACCAUUUGUUUGUGUGUGAGAUGUAGUGUGUGUGUUUGGGGGGUGUAGUGUCUCGAGGAAAAACCUUUUCAUCAUGUUUCAAAUAGGGAUCAGUGGCACAGGGAUCAGUGAUAGUAGAAUAGAGAUGUUAAUGAUACUAUUUAUUGAUUAUUUUUAAAGGUAAAGAGCUCGGUAAAGAGCUCAGGUGAUCUUUAAGGCAAGGAAAAAACAACAACUAAUAUGGCUCUUUGUCCCUUAACGCAAAUUAAAUGUCUGUCUUAAAUUAAAGGAAUCUAAAUCGUU